Pollicipes pollicipes is the source of this 663-nucleotide messenger RNA. RefSeq names its product cuticle protein CP14.6. Bases 13 to 342 code for a protein of 109 amino acids. Lineage: Eukaryota; Metazoa; Arthropoda; Thecostraca; Pollicipedomorpha; Pollicipedidae. The transcript is spliced from 3 exons. Gene Ontology annotation, cellular component: chitin-based extracellular matrix. Gene Ontology annotation, molecular function: structural constituent of chitin-based larval cuticle. The record is from RefSeq and is a predicted model, not a curated record.
CCGAUCAACACCAUGAAGGCGGUUAUCAUUCUCUUCGUUGUUGCGGUAGCGACGGCGAACCGCGAUGCCAGGAUUCGUAACUACCAAUACGGCAUUGAGGAAGACGGAUCUUACGAAGCCAAAUUCGAGACCACCAACGGGAUCUCUUCUAACGAGGACGGCAUCUCGUACCCGGGCAGCGAGCCGGGGACGGGCAACUACGUGAGGACUGGCUCCUAUUCAUACGAGUGGGAGGGCGUCACCUACACCGUCACGUGGAUGGCCGACGAGAACGGCUUCCACCCGGAGGGCGACCACCUGCCCGAUUUCAGCCACACCCGCGAGCACAUCCGUCGAGUGUAAUCAACCAUUCACAGGGCGCACUAAUUUCUCACUACUUCCGGUGACUUCAUGUCCAAACGGGUUGGUUGAACCAACUGUGUUUGUAUUUGUCAUGAUCAGUAUGUUUACGUCUAGUCUUAGUUUACGUCCACGUCCUAAACAACUACGUACUCUACCAAGUGUGUGGUUGCAUAAACAUCCGAUCGUAACAGCACGGAUAAUGUCCACCGUCCCUGUCCGUUGUCACUGUCCCACGACUUGCGAGUCGAAUGUGUUCUCGUUUUGUUCUGUACAUCCUGUAAGCUGAUGAUGUUCACCAGCGCUUUUGGAAUAAACUGUUUA